Dicentrarchus labrax (European seabass) is the source of this 4960-nucleotide messenger RNA. It is a transcript of the gene mrasa, whose product is annotated as muscle RAS oncogene homolog a. Gene Ontology annotation, biological process: signal transduction. Lineage: Eukaryota; Metazoa; Chordata; Actinopteri; Moronidae. Bases 263 to 889 code for a protein of 208 amino acids. Gene Ontology annotation, molecular function: GTP binding; GDP binding; GTPase activity. Gene Ontology annotation, cellular component: plasma membrane. The record is from RefSeq and is a predicted model, not a curated record. The transcript has 6 exons.
AGCUACUCAACGUAUUGUUUCGCAGAUGUGGGGAGCACACUCCCGUCUGUGGCGAAAAGGGCGGCGGUGGUUUGAAGCCGAGAAAGAGAGAGAAAGAUGAGGAGGAAUACGUCGCUGUGAGGACGUGUUAUUUUUUUUUAUUUUUUUUUUGUGUGUGUGUGUGUCUUUGUGUUCACGACCAGCGGAGCUCAUAUCGCCAGGUGCGUCUCAUCAGCCACCUACUAGCCUACUUCCCACCUUUACCACCACUGUCGAGGUAGCCAUGGCGACCAGCGCUGUGCCAAGUGACAACCUGCCAACGUACAAGCUGGUGGUGGUGGGGGAUGGUGGUGUUGGGAAGAGUGCCCUCACCAUCCAGUUUUUCCAGAAGAUCUUUGUGCCAGACUAUGACCCCACGAUAGAGGACUCGUAUCUUAAACACACAGAAAUAGAUGGACAGUGGGCAAUACUGGAUGUGCUGGACACAGCCGGCCAGGAGGAGUUCAGUGCAAUGAGAGAGCAGUAUAUGAGGACAGGAGAUGGCUUCCUCAUUGUCUUCUCUGUGACAGACAAAGCCAGCUUUGAACACGUUGACCGAUUCCAUCAACUCAUACUACGGGUCAAAGACAGGGAGGCCUUCCCCAUGGUGUUGGUGGCAAACAAAGUGGAUUUGGUCCAUCUGAGGAAGGUCACUGCUGACCAGGGCCAAGAGAUGGCUGCAAAACAUAAUAUAACUUAUAUUGAGACCAGUGCCAAGGAUCCUCCAAUGAAUGUGGACAAAGCCUUUCAUGAGCUGGUUCGUGUUAUCAGACAACAGAUCCCAGAGCGAAACCAGAAGAAGAAAAAGAAGAUGAAAUGGAGAGCAGAACGUUCCGCAGGUUCCCACAGGUUUCACUGUGCCAUAUUGUGACCUCCCUCGUCCUGUUUAUUAUUCGUAACGUACACACACCCACACGCACACCCACAUACCUUUGGAUGUCCCCAAAGGAACUCCCAGCAGUGGUUAACUACUGGAGCACAAAAGGGAGGGGAGGGGAAGGGGGGCGGCGAUGGACGUCUAGAUGGAUCCAGAGGGGCGGAAGGAGAAGUGAAAUGUUGGACUGAUGUCCCCUGCAACCUUCACAAAGCCUUGGAACGAGUGCUAUGCCAUCUCUCCUCAAUUUAUGCUCCCUUUCAAAAGGUCUUCAGAUUCCUCCCAUGUGUAUUCAACACAGAACUACAGUGUCAGCGAACUGUUUCUCAAUCAAAUGUAAUUUUCUGAAUUUAAUAUCAAAUGGGGCACACUGACUGACUCAGUGGGGAAAAGCAAAGAGAUCAGAAUCACCGUGAUGUUGGAACUUUUAUCUUCUUGAGAAAGGGAUGGAAACGGGAGGAACCGGGUCAAAAUGGCCCCUCGUGUUCGCCAGCUCCCAACAACCUGCUGGUCAUCACCUAUCUAUCCUCACACUCCUACUGGAAGAAAAGCACCUGUGUGAUCUUUAGAUUAACGUCUAUGUUCUCUCUUGGUAGAGCGGACAUCAUAAGGGCAGGACGGAUGAAUACGAGAGCGGUGACAGUGAUUUUGUUAGUACAAAUAGAUGUUGUGUGGUGUUGUCGACGAGUGAACUGUGAGUUCUGGGGGUUCAGCGUGUACCUGGUGGUAAUGCGAGACUGGUUUUGAAAUGGUCAGUUCAGAGAGGACGGAAGGACGUGUUGUAGCGAGCGAAAGAAAUGUGACGUGAAGCUGAGAAAAUGAGUCAUAUUGGUUGACAGGUGAACGUUACGGUCAUAUCAGCUUGUUGAAUAAGUGUUUAAAUAUUGUAAUUGUAAAGGAAAUUUAAGGUUGGUCGGUGUAUGUAGUUACACUUUGAUGUAAAUGUAACAGGGUUAAUACCAACACUGAAGUGUCUGCAGCCAUUUUUACAGACACUCUUAUAAAUGGAUUAUUUUCCCAUCAUAAAAAUAGAAAGUAUAUCAGAGCAAAAAAUACUAAUAACGGUUAAUUUAGGUUGCCUCUUCAGUCAUUAUCAAUGACAUGAUGAGUGCAGUCUUCAUCAGUACUGUAUGAACAAUAGCCCUGAUAUUAUUUUUGUCUUUGUAGUCUUAACAAUUCAAGUUACUUUCCAUGUUUUUUGUAUUUCAAAAACUAUAGAAAAUUACAAUUAUAUUUGUGAUAUAAAAAAUAAAUCUAAUUAUAGGUGGCAAUGUAAACAAACUCAAUGCUGUUUUACGAAAGAGCUGUCGGAAAGAUUCUUAACGAAAUAGAAUAGAUAAGGGAUAGUGAGAGCUUCGCGUUUCAGAUCCGAAACAGGCUGGAGAAGCUGAUUUGCACUGGCCACUAACCAAAAUAAUGUGAUGUCACUUUAUUUCAAUCAUGGGGCUUUUCAGACUGCACCAUUGAAUUCAGGACAAUGUUGUAAGAAGAAUCCUGCUCAGUAAAGGACGACACUCCUUUUUUUUUAGUUUCGGGGAUAUAUACUGUAGCCUUGGGAAUACGAGUUAGAAAGCCUGUCUGAACCAGGCAGUGUGACGCUCCUAGGGCUUUAAGCCAUGUUAAACUAACUACAAGUUUUAGUUUGUAGGAAAAAAAAAAAAACACACACACACACUCGAAGCAACAAGACAUUCAGUGUAUUAAUGUUUGUAGCUGUGAGGUGGAUAGGAAUGUACAAUUUAAUAACCUAUGAAAUGGCUUGUACUGUUAACGCACUAAAGUUUCAGUGGACAACUUUUUUUGUCUGGAUGAAUACCGUCUCUUGAAGGAAUACAUUUUUGCACUUUUAAUACAAUUUCUGACUUUCCUAUUGGCAUGUUGUUUUCUGUUCAAAAGUGAAAUGAAAGGCACGUUCAAAAACAAUUUGAAUGUAAAAUCGAAUAACAAAGUAAGCAAAUAGGCGAUUAGUGUUGUAGCCCUGUGUGCCUGUGUAUGCCUGUUGCCUUGGCGAUGAUUGUAGAGACAGAGAUUAAACAAGCUGGAAUUUAAUCAUUCGAACGGUUUUGAAGGAAGAAAAAAAAGUUCUGUAUUACUCAGUUUUGAAUUAAGAAAGUUGAGUGUGAGAAAACUCAUUUAUUGAAUGGCAUACAAAUUCACCUCAGCAUGAAAGUGGAAAAUCAACCUCAGCAAACGAAGGAAUACAUCUACAUCUACUGUUCGCGGGAUUUCACGGAGAGAUUCCAGAGAAGGACAGAAAACGUUGAAGUACUGAGCAAUGAAGCAACAGACUCUGGAUUGUGGGGGAGGAAGAAACAAAAAACAAAAAAACAACAACAAAAAAACUAAAAAAAAAAACAAAAAACAAAACCCUGAAUGUGUUGAAAUGAAAAUGUUGCAUCAUGUAUGUUUGAUACCAUUUUGUAUUAUUGAUAUGAAUUAUUGAUAUGAUUCUUGCAAAGUGUUUUUUAAACAACUGAAUAAUUUAUUACUGUCUGUUACCUCAGCGUGUCCCAGACCUGGACAAAAAGCUAAACUCCCCCCCCCCUCUCCCUUCGUCCUGUUUUUCUUUGGGACUCUCUGUGGGUCGUUGACCUUUUUGCCUAAAAAAAAAAAAAAAAAAAAGCAUAAAGACUUCUGCUUUACUGGCGCUCAUGUGGAUGACCUCACAAGUGAAAAUAUAAUGACACAAGGGCCAAAACAAGGAAGGUUUGUUGUCCAACUUGUAAUUAUAAAUAUGUUUGUUUGUUUGUUCAAUGUGAAAUUUCUUAAAGGAAUAGUUUGACAUUUGGGAAAUACACUUAUUCACAGUCUACAUGAGAAGACUGAUGCCCCUUUCAUUAAAUAUUAAGCCACAGCCAGCAGUCGGUUGUCUUAGCUUGGCUCUGUCUGAAGGUAACACAAUCAGCCAACCAGCACCUCUAAAGCUCACUAAUGGACUUAAGUUGUGGGUUUAUGUGCUGGAUUAUUUCUUUCCUUUGGACAGGGCCAAGCUUGCUGUUCCCAGUCUUUAUGCUAAGCUAAGAUAACCGGCAUGCUGGCUAGUUUCAUAUUUAGCGUACACAUAACAGAGCGGUAUCGAUCUUCUCAUCUAGAGUUGUUCCGAUACCAGUACCAGUACUGGAUAUUCCUCUGAUACUGAAUAAAGUUAUUUAUCGGGUAUCUGCAAGUAUGUGUGUAUGUGUGUGUGCACAUAAUUUAUUACCCAUUAGCAUUUUUUCCAGGAAAGCAAAGUCAUGGUCCGCCCUACUCUGACUCUUAUAAAGGGUUUUACCUGAGCCAGGCCAUACAGCAACAAUAGCAAUCAUACAGGCUUAGUAGUAUACGCUUGUUAAAAAAUAAUAAAAAUGUGUAUGUAUAUGUAUAUAUAUUAACGUCCUUGUAUCAGAUCAGUACUCGGUAACGGACGAUACGCAAGCUUCAGGUGUCAGGAAGGAAAAAAGGGUAUCGGAACAUCUCUAUUCUCAAAUAACUCAAGAAAGUGAAUAAGCACAUUUCCAAAAAUGUUGCAUACUUCCUUUAAGCAGACUGAGCUCAUGUACCAGCCAGGUGUCUUCUAGUUGGUUAUUUAACUUUUUGGUUUGAGGUCCAAAAUAAUGUUUGAAAUCAGAAAGUUACCUUUCUCGAAUUAAUCGUUAUGGCUGGUACAAAAAAAAAAAAAAAAAAACCCUGCUGAUUUAUUGCGCCAUCUUCACAUUUCAGGCAGACCAAAUACAAAUGCUGAAAGUGAAUAUAAUGUUCCAGUUAUCUGACCCUGGAUUAUGUGAGCUAAAUUGAGUACUUUUCAUUAAUUGGAGAGGUAGCAUUCUUUUUCAAUUAGACACCAAGUAUUGUUGACGUUAUGCAAUUGAUUUGAGUUGUGUGUGUCCUGAAACUCUGUCAGUAUGUAAAGAUCCAAACAAAAUUUGGAGUUGUCACAGCAGUUGUGUAAUGUGUGUUUUUGGACAGGUCUGUUGUGUUCUAACUGGCUGUGUCAGACUGAGGAGCUAGACGAGGCACAAACAAACUGUGGCCUUUUUAUCUAGCCUCAGGGGUUGAUUAUAUUUCAAUAAAGAAAUACAAGUAUUGUGA